Pocillopora meandrina is the source of this 3835-nucleotide messenger RNA. The record is from the annotation of a GenBank genome assembly. Lineage: Eukaryota; Metazoa; Cnidaria; Anthozoa; Scleractinia; Pocilloporidae.
AUUUCAAGCCGAACGAACUUUCGCUCUCGUGCACAGUCACAGUACCUGAGGCCGUUUAUUUGAAAAAUGCUUUCAUCUCGUGCAUUUUGGGUAAAUAUGUCAUUUAUCAUUUUCACUCUUUUAUUCUUAUAGUUUCAUCAAAGAUUGAGAGUAAUAACACUGGUUAAGAUGGCAGUCCGAAUUUAGGGUCAAAUGAAAGAGUUUUCUUCUGUUCAACCGAUUAAAUAGCGUCACAGACUAAGCUUUUAAAAUUUCAAAUUACUUCGAUCAUUUAAACUACAAUUUGAUAUAAAAGAUUAUAUUUUCAAGGUCAGAGAGAACUGUAGGUACGCUGGUACUCAUGUGAUGAAUCGGCGAUGUAGAAAUAGUGAACAAAUAUGCGAUAGUUUGUAAAUAGAAGAUGAAUGAUGGAAGUAUUAAGUUUUAAUAUGAACUUCGUAAUGCACUUUGCUCACCAUAAAGUCUCUGUGGCUCAGUGGUAGAGCAUCGUAGCGUGGAAUCUGAAGGUUUGGGUUCGGUUCCUCAUGGGAACUUAGAAUUUUUUCUUUGUCCCACGUUCGUGACCAGACGAAGAAAAAUCUUUCUCUAAAUAUGCAAUAUUUGGUUGGCUGUUAUGUUCUUUAGCGUGUCAUAGGCCUGAUUACCUUGAUGACUGUAACAGUGUAAAUGGUAUUUAAUACAGCGAACCAAAAAGAGGGAAAAGAGAAUCAGAAAAAAGGCCUAAUCGCUCAGAAAGCAGAGGAGUUUUAGUUAACUGUAUUCCCAUUAAAACUACUGUUACAGUUGUAGCGUGAGUCGUUCUGGUUGAUUGACAAUCGAUAAAUAUAGGAUCACGUCUUUCGAGAUGAAAACCGCUUAAAUUAAGUAAUGUCGGCCUAGCACACUUCUUUUCACUCGUGAUACUUCGUGCCUCGUAUGGAUCUUCGUGCUCCGAACAUGACUCGUGCGGAGAGGUUUGGUAACCGAUUGAUGUCGCUGUAUUCAGCGGAAAGGAUGUAUCUCAGGACAGUGUUUGAACUUGCCAUCAGAACACUCUCUUUAACAGCUUUGAAAGAAUCAAAACCUAAGGCUGUAUGUUACGUGCUUUCUUAAUUCCUUUCUAGCACUUUUAAUGAGUUUUCAAUUUUCUCUGCUGAUAAAACAAGACCCGAGUGUCUCAAUCUGCCGGGGCUUCUCUCGGUUUCUGACGCAUAUGGUGAUUAUCCAAUGAAGGGGAUGCUCGUUUCAGCCCCCUCCCCUCCCCCUAUUUUCAGUUAUACACGAAUCACGUAGCAAAUCAUGGCUGGGUUGUUCAAAUCUAACUUAAGAUAACCUAGGAAAGCUUUCAAAGAAUAUUCUUUUUGUCUACAACUUGAUGCUUGGAUGCUCUAAAAAGAAUAGAGGAAAUUAUCUGAAAAAGGCUUGUGAAGAAAGAAAUACAGAAACCCAGAUUAACUCUUAACCCUGGGUUAGUGCUAAUCGGCUUUCGAAUAACUGGGCCCAUAUCUCUUAAUACGCUUUAUACCAAUUGAAGGUUUCUCAUCAUUUGUUUCAGGUAAGUGUUGGCGCUUGGUGCUCAGAACCAUGACCGCAACACAAUACAGAAUGUUCUCAGUUAACAAUCCGUGGUCCCGUUCUCGGAUCAUCGCAGGAUUCAUUUUCACAUCUGCAAUUCUCCUGAUAGUAAGCUUUUCCGUCAUAGACUAUAACUCUUGGCCACGACUAGCCUAUGCAUCGACCAGCCUGAAACAUACUAUACCACGAACGACCAGAGGUUACAAUCGAUUACAACCCCUCAUCGACAUGUUUUACAACGCGUCAAAAGGCAAAGUGUUGAAUGAACAAAGGCAAACCUCUGCCCUUGGAGAUAAAUGGCCAUCAGUGGCGCAUUCCACGUUGAAUAUGAGCAGUUUGCAAGAAGUCGAUAACAAAGUAUCUGUUCUGUUAUUGUUGAUUGUUACCACGGCUCCUUCGAGAUUUGACAGAAGAGAAGCAAUCAGAGCAACGUGGUGGAAAAACUGCGAUGGAGCUGAGGUGAGUUCUAAAAGGCCAUGCAAAAAAAUUAUCUCCUUUCAGUUGGAAGGAGAAUUCAGUACACUUAGCCAGAGAAACACAAAAGCAGGUUAAGUCUUCGCGAUACCCAAGUUAUUCGUGAGCAUGCUUAGACGAUUUCAGCAUAUCACGGCCUUAUUUGCAUGAAGUGACCUAUGGGACUGUCUCUCUCUUUGAGACGCUACUCACUGAAGGUAACAACAGCGUGCCGGUAAACAGUGGCAUGACUUUGCUGCACUAGAUCAAGGUUUGCGCAUGACAGAUCAUCGAUUUGUUACGCGUUGAGAUUCCAUAGUUAUCGCUUCCAGCGUCCGCGGUUCCUUUGACAAGCGUCGCAAAUCGAAACGCUGACCAAAGGGGUCAAGAGCGCAGGAAGUAGUAAUGGUCGAAAGGGAAGGGAAAUCGCAGAUGAGGCCAUACUCAGCUUUGUAUUUAUCAUUAUUCCUUUUCCUCCUUCCUUUCUGUGCUUUUGUUUGCUUUUCAGGUCAUGUGCAAGUUCUUCACUGAUGGUCUCCAGUUGACUAAAGAGCUACAGAAAAAUCUCUCCGCGGAGCAGAAGAUUCGCAGGGAUAUCGAGUUUAUGCCAUUUGAAGAAACAAGAAUUUUUGGAAUACGCUUCUUGUACCAGAUAAUGUGGGCGAAAGCAAAAUAUGAAUUCAAGUUUAUGUUACACAUGGAUGACGACUACUUUUUAUGCUUGGAAAAACUUAAAUCGGAGUUGUACCACAGACCGAAAAAAUCACUAGUUUGGGGUUCAUAUCACUGCUCAUUUAAAGACAUCAUUUAUGUCGAUGAAGCGUGGAUAAUAUUUUCUUCGGACGUUAUAGAGCAGUUCCUCUCUCAAGAUCCACAAACCAUUUUAUGCCAUCCACAUAGCGAUCAACAAAUUGCAGUUUGGCUCAGUACUUUGUAUGGCAGUAAGAAGAGCUUGAUAGAAUUUCACGAUGGAAGGCUUCACCACUACCCGCCAGCAAGAAAACUAGACAAAUUCAAGAAUUUACCACAGGUUUGUGACAAUUUCCUUGGAGUGCACGGAAGCUCGCCAGAAAUGAUAAAAAAGUUUGGGCGCAACAGCGCUGAUAGGCGUCGUAUUUUAAAACUUCCAAAAUUAACUCGUAUAACGGAGACGUGCCAUUUUCCUAACGUGUUUAACAUCUCUAAAGUUGCUGGAAUGUAUCAGUUUGAUUUGAGACCGUGUAUAACAAACCCACGAUGGACACCCGGUGAAGGAAUGUGGCGUGGUUCACAAUGAGAUCAGCAGCAGAAAAAGAUUAGCAUAAAGAAGAGAAACUGCAUCGAUCUGACCGCCGAAUGACUCCGUCUUGUGUCACAUAACCAAAAUCGUCCUUCUAAAACGGAUUCAUUUAACAAUAAACUAGAGGAGGAAACUCAGAUGUAGUGCAUACCAUUAACAUCGCGUUCUGCUAGGCUUGGAAGAGGUGUUAAUCAUGUAUUAUGUUCGUAAGAGCAAUUUGUAAUGGAGUGUCGCAAGUUACUCGAGAUUGCACUAACUCUGCUGUGAUUGGUGUAGAAAACUCAUGCCACCCUCUCAACCAAUCAGAUGCAAAACUUGAACCAAUCGAGACUAGGUUUCUCGCGUUUUCCCGCCCUUCAGACAGUAGGCCCAUUUUUACCUUGAGAUUUCAUUGGCUCCUUAUGAGAUUUUCCUUUGUUCUGGUGGGCUGUUGUGAUUUCUUUUCCACGAAUAGCAAGUAGCCUCUAUGACUGCGUCUGUUUCUGUUUACAGACCCAGCUUCCCUCGAUUUACAACUCCACAAUUUGAAUAAAAUAAUCAAAAAUUUAC